UUUCAGACUCGCCGAAAGCCGUCGGGUGGACCCUUCGUCGACACGAUGGGCGAGAUUUACUCGCCUUCGCAGUCGAAGGGCUUCAAUCAACCAUAUGGAUACCCGAUGAAUUGUAACCUUAGUCGAGUAUUCAUGGAGAUGACUGAAGAAGAUCGAAAGUGCCUGGAGGAGCGCAAAUAUUGGUGUUUUUUACUGAGCAGCAUCACCACAUUCUGCGCCUCAAUGAUAUUGGUCGUAAUAUGGCGAGUGGUGACACACCUGUGCUGUCAACGCCGAGAAAAAGAGUUUGUGGAGCCCAUACCUGCUCCGGAAGCCGUCCAAAUAAAUAUGAACGGGUCGAAGCACGCGCCAAGUGAAACCGACCCGUUUUUGAAGCAACAAGAGGAAAAACACUUGGGAUGGAUGACAGAAGCCAAGGACUGGGCUGGCGAGCUGAUAUCCGGACAAAGUCUGACGGGACGGUUUCUGGUACUUUUGGUGUUCAUUUUAUCGAUUGGAUCGUUGAUUAUUUAUUUUUACGACGCUAGUUUCCAAAACUUCCAAGUAGAAACGUGCAUCCCGUGGCAGGACAGUCCCUCGCAACAAAUCGACCUGGGCUUCAACAUAUUUUUUCUCGUCUAUUUUUUCAUUAGAUUCAUCGCCGCGUCCGACAAAGUUUGGUUUCUGCUUGAAAUGUACAGCUGGAUUGAUUUUUUCACGAUUCCGCCAAGCUUCGUGGCAAUUUACUUGCAGAGGAAUUGGCUCGGAUUCCGUUUCCUCCGUGCUCUUCGCCUCAUGACCGUACCCGACAUUCUACAGUACCUCAACAUCCUGAAAACAUCUUCAUCAAUCCGAUUGACACAGUUGGUCACAAUUUUCGUGGCGGUUUGUCUGACUGGAGCCGGCUUGGUGCACUUACUGGAAAAUUCUGGGGACUUCUUCAAAGGAUUUAUAAAUCCGCACAGAAUCACUUAUGCGGACUCUGUGUACUUUGUACUGGUCACAAUGUCUACUGUCGGAUAUGGAGAUAUCUAUUGUACGACGCUUUGCGGCCGACUUUUCAUGAUUUUCUUCAUUCUGUUCGGUUUGGCCAUGUUUGCAAGUUACGUACCAGAAAUUGCCGAUUUGAUUGGAAACCGGCAAAAAUACGGUGGGGAGUACAAAGGAGAGCACGGGAAGAAGCACAUAGUGGUCUGUGGCCAUAUCACCUACGAUUCGGUGUCCCAUUUUCUUCAAGAUUUCCUACACGAGGACCGUGAUGACGUGGAUGUCGAAGUGGUGUUUUUGCAUCGUGUCGUGCCGGAUUUGGAGCUGGAAGGCUUGUUUAAGCGGCAUUUCACAAAAGUCGAAUUUUUCACGGGGACUGUCAUGGAUUCUCUGGAUCUUAGCAGAGUCAAGAUCGGGGACGCCGACGCCUGCCUGGUCCUUGCCAACAAGUACAGUACCAAUCCGGACGCCGAGGACGCCGCAAACAUUAUGCGUGUAAUUUCGAUCAAAAACUACUCAUCGGACAUCAGAGUUAUUGUGCAACUAAUGCAAUAUCACAAUAAGGCCUACCUUCUAAAUAUCCCCUCCUGGGACUGGAAACGAGGUGAUGACGUCAUCUGUCUCGCGGAGCUUAAGCUCGGAUUCAUUGCUCAAAGCUGUCUGGCACCCGGAUUCUCUACGAUGAUGGCUAAUUUAUUUGCAAUGAGAAGUUUCAAAACGUCUCCUCACACCCCUCUCUGGCUUAACGACUACUUACGUGGUGCCGGAAUGGAAAUGUACACGGAAAGUCUGAGUCCUUCGUUUGCGAAUAUGUCAUUUCCAGAAGCUGCAAACCUAUUAUUCAACCGCCUGGGGCUUCUUCUUCUGGCGAUUGAGCUUAAAGAUGAGGAAAAUAAAGAAUGCAAUAUUGCAAUCAAUCCAGGCCCACAUAUUGUCAUCCAGCCUCAAACUCAAGGAUUUUUCAUUGCUCAGAGCGCUGACGAGGUGAAGCGGGCGUUUUUCUGGUGUAAGCAGUGUCAUGACGAUAUUAAGGACGUUUCCUUGAUCAAAAAAUGUAAAUGCAAAAAUUUGGCCCUCUUCCGUCGCAACACCAAACACUCGACAGCGGCCCGUGAUUAUUCGGACUUUGACGCUCUGUUUUAUCAGAAUGACGCAAGAGCCACCGAUGUGCUCCAGCAGUUCCAGCCACAAGCGCCAGCAGGUCCGAUGGGCCAUUUGGGCCAACAAGUUCAGCUAAGGAUGAUUAAUCAACAGAGUUCGACGAGUGAUACUCAUCUCAACACGAAAUCCCUUCGAUUUGCCUAUGAAAUCAAAAAACUCAUGCCAUCUUCCGGAGGACGCCGAAAUUCGAUGAGUAUUCCGCCAGACGGCAGGGGUGUCGAUUUUAGCAAGGAUUUUGAGCAGCAAUUCCAAGACAUGAAAUAUGACAGUACUGGAAUGUUCCACUGGUGUCCAUCCCGUAACCUAGAGGACUGUGUUCUGGAGCGCCACCAGGCCGCUAUGACCGUACUCAACGGCCACGUGGUGGUUUGUUUGUUCGCUGAUCAGGAUUCUCCGCUAAUUGGGCUCCGGAACUUCAUAAUGCCACUAAGAAGCUCAAACUUCCAUUAUCAUGAGCUCAAACACGUGGUUAUUGUGGGAGACCUGGAAUAUUUGAGGAAAGAGUGGAAGACGCUGUACAACUUGCCGAAAAUCUCGAUUUUGAAUGGCUCCCCGCUAUCUCGAGCAGAUUUACGCGCCGUCAACAUUAACCUCUGCGACAUGUGUGUCAUAAUCUCUGCCCGGGUCCCAAAUACCGAAGAUACCACUUUGGCAGAUAAGGAAGCGAUUCUGGCAUCAUUGAACAUUAAAGCUAUGCAAUUUGAUGAUACCCUUGGCUUUUUCCCGAUGAGGCAUCAAACUGGCGAUCGGAGCCCGCUGGGCUCCCCGAUUUCCAUGCAGAAGAAGGGCGCCAAGUUUGGGACCAAUGUGCCGAUGAUUACGGAGCUUGUUAACGACUCAAAUGUGCAAUUCCUCGACCAGGACGACGACGACGAUCCGGACACCGAGCUCUACCUCACGCAGCCCUUCGCCUGCGGAACUGCCUUCGCCAUUUCAGUGUUGGAUUCUUUGAUGAGUACUACCUACUUCAACGACUCGGCCCUGACCCUCAUCCGAACUCUGGUCACUGGUGGAGCCACACCGGAGCUUGAACUUAUUCUGGCAGAAGGCGCCGGGCUCCGAGGUGGCUACAGUACCCCGGAGACCCUCUCAAACAGAGAUCGGUGCCGAAUUGCUCAGAUUUCGCUGCAGGAUAACCCGUACGAUGGAGUUGUGCACAACACUACCUAUGGUGCAAUGUUCACGAUAGCUCUGAGGAGGUACGGCCAACUUUGUAUCGGGCUGUAUAGGCUUCACGACCAGGAUAAUCCGGACUCUAUGAAGCGAUAUGUUAUCACUAAUCCUCCAGCAGAAUUGAGGAUUAAAAAUACUGAUUACGUCUACGUACUUGAACAAUUCGAUCCGGGACUGGAGUACGAGCCGGGCAAACGACACUUUUAGGGCCUAAUUUUAUCCGAUUUUCUUGCUACAAACUACGGGUUAUCCGACUCCGAAGGACCAAUAAUAUUUGCAAAUGCUCAUUUUUAGGACUUUUUUUGAAUUCUUGUCAAAAAAAAAUUUUUUUGAAAUUUUUUCUGAAGAACAAUUAAGGGUAUCGUGUGGACCUGAAUUCCAACCAAAAAAACUGGAUCUUUUUUUGAUUUUUUUCUGUUUUUGUGCUAAUAAUUGAUUUGAAUUGCCUUAUUUCGAUUAAUAAACCAUUUUUUGAAAAAAAAAAA
Molecule: messenger RNA, 3785 nt
Organism: Caenorhabditis elegans
Lineage: Eukaryota; Metazoa; Nematoda; Chromadorea; Rhabditida; Rhabditidae
Gene: slo-1
Product: BK channel
Exons: 21
Coding region: 46-3507 (1153 amino acids)
Biological process (GO): monoatomic ion transport; modulation of chemical synaptic transmission; response to xenobiotic stimulus
Cellular component (GO): synapse; plasma membrane; membrane
Molecular function (GO): monoatomic ion channel activity; calcium-activated potassium channel activity
Source: RefSeq, marked reviewed